Drosophila takahashii is the source of this 957-nucleotide messenger RNA. RefSeq lists its product as uncharacterized. NCBI's taxonomy places the organism in Eukaryota, Metazoa, Arthropoda, Insecta, Diptera, Drosophilidae. Gene Ontology annotation, cellular component: lysosomal membrane. The record is from RefSeq and is a predicted model, not a curated record.
UUUCACAUCCCUACUGCAAAUUUGCAACAAUUUUCUCCAAAUAAAAGGCAGGAAAAGUGAGGAAAAUUGAAAUCAAAGAAAAAUUAAUGGCACACAAGCGUCUGUUCGUCUACGCUGUGCUACUGGCGAUAUGUUAUUUGGUUGGCGUGACAUGGGCUGAGACUGCAGCGCAAACGCCAGCGAUCGGCAGCAGCAACAACAAUGCCAGCCAGCUGAGUGGUCCUCCUGCAGUUCCAGUGGCUCCAGUGGCUGCAGCAGCACCUGCCAAGCAAGCAGGCGUUCCAACUGUGGCGCCUCCGCCCAAGGUCAUCGGCAAGUCAGCGCCCGCUGUGCCCGGCCAGAGUUCUUCCAAUUCCACAAGCCCAACAACGCCAUCUACCGAGUGCGUCUGUGCUGGAGCCCUGCUGCCCCGUUUGGAUGCGAAUGGCAAGGAAUUGCCCAUCUGCGCCGAGUGCAAGUGCUCCCAUGUGGCGAGAAAUACGACACUGAUCAAGGUCGUGGUCAUCAUUGUGAUUUGGAUCAUCUCCAUUUUAGUGAUAUACAUGCUCUUCCUGAUGUGCCUGGACCCGUUGCUGAACAAGCGAGUGAAGGCGAACUACCAGGAGCACACCAACGAAGAUGACGAGCCGACGCCACCCAUGCCCGCUGCUAACAACCAGGAGCUCAGUGCCAGAGCCAAUGUCCUCAAUCGCGUGGGUCACCAGCAGGACAAGUGGAAGCGGCAGGUGCGCGAGCAGAGACGCCACAUCUACGACAGGCACACCAUGCUGAACUAAGAAAGGGGUCGAAUUGCAGCUGGAGGAGAUUAGCAGAAGCAUGGGCGACUUAAGACACGUAUUCCAAGCAGUUAUCCUCUAAAAAUUCCGCUUUUGGAUCAAAUUAAAUAUUCAUAGACAGAAUUAUUAUUUUAAUUAAAUUAUGUAACCAAAAUAAGAUUGGAAGUAUCGUUUUUAUACU